This is a messenger RNA of Galeopterus variegatus (Sunda flying lemur), 8892 nucleotides long. Its product is annotated as CD302 antigen. Bases 69 to 5687 code for a protein of 1872 amino acids. The transcript is spliced from 39 exons. The record is from RefSeq and is a predicted model, not a curated record. Lineage: Eukaryota; Metazoa; Chordata; Mammalia; Dermoptera; Cynocephalidae. Gene Ontology annotation, molecular function: signaling receptor activity.
GUCUCAGCAGGAGUGGUGGGUGCCGCGUGCGCCCGACGACCGGCUCUGACCGCUUGGGCCGGCUUAGAAUGAGGACGCGCGGGGCGGCCCCUCGCCGCGCGGCGGGGCUCCUCAUGCUGCUCCUCCGGUGCUUCGGGCUUGCGGAGCCCUCUGUCCGCGCAGGUAAUGAUCCAUUCACCAUUGUCAAUGAAAACACAGGCAAGUGCAUCAAGCCACUGCACGGCUGGAUAGUAGCAAAUGAUUGUGAUGAAACUAGGGACAUGUUAUGGAAGUGGGUGUCCCAGCAUCGGCUCUUUCAUUUGCAAUCCCAGAAGUGCCUCGGCCUAGAUAUUACCAAACCCACGGAUUCCUUGAGAAUGCUCAGCUGCGACUCCAAUGCCAUGCUGUGGUGGAAAUGUGAGCACCACUCUCUAUAUGGUGCUGCCCAGUACAGACUGGCUCUGAAGGGUGGACAUGCCAUCGCCAGUACAAAUACAUCUGAUGUCUGGAAGAAAGGAGGCUCAGAAGAAAGCCUUUGUGACCAGCCUUACCAUGAGAUAUAUACCAGAGAUGGGAACUCCUAUGGGAGACCUUGUGAAUUUCCAUUCUUAACUAAUGGGACCUGGCAUCAUGAGUGCAUUCUUGAUGAAGAUCACAGUGGUCCAUGGUGUGCCACCACCUUAAAUUAUGAAUAUGAUCAAAAGUGGGGCAUCUGCUUAAAACCAGAAAAUGGCUGUGAAAAUAAUUGGGAAAAGAAUGAGCAGAUUGGAAGUUGCUACCAAUUUAAUACUCAGGAAGCUCUUUCGUGGAAAGAAGCUUAUGUUUCAUGUCAGAAUCAAGGAGCUGACUUACUGAGCAUCAACAGUGUUGCUGAAUUAACUUAUCUUACAGAAAAAGAAGGCAUUGCUAGAAUUUUCUGGAUUGGCUUAAAUCAGCUGUACUCUGCUAGAGGCUGGGAAUGGUCAAACCACAAGCCAUUAAACUUUCUCAACUGGGACCCAGAUAUGCCUAGUGCACCUGUAAUAGGUGGAUCAAGCUGUGCAAGAAUGGAUGCCGAGUCUGGUCUGUGGCAGAGUUUUUCCUGUGAAGCUCAACUGCCCUACAUCUGCAGGAAACCAUUAAAUAAUACAGUGGAGUUAACAGAUGUCUGGACGUAUUCAGAUACCCGCUGUGAUGCAGGCUGGCUGCCAAAUAAUGGAUUUUGCUAUCUGCUGGCAAAUGAAAGUGAUUCCUGGGAUAAGGCACAUAUGAAAUGCAGAGCCUUCAGUAGUGACCUAAUCAGCAUUCAUUCUUUAGCAGAUGUGGAAGUGGCUGUCACAAAACUCCAUAAUGGGGAUGCUAAAGAAGAAAUAUGGAUAGGCCUUAAGAACAUAAAUACACCAGCUUUAUUUCAGUGGUCAGAUGGUACUGAAGUUACUCUAACAUAUUGGGAUGAGAAUGAGCCAAAUGUUCCUUAUAAUAAGACUCCCAAUUGUGCUUCCUAUUUAGGAAAGCUAGGUCAGUGGAAAGUCCAAUCAUGUGAAGAAAAACUUAAAUAUGUAUGUAAGAAAAAGGGAGAAAAACUGAAUGAUGCAAAAUCUGAUAAGAUGUGUCCUCCUGAUGAGGGCUGGAAGAGACAUGGUGAAACCUGUUACAAGAUUUACAAAGAUGAGGUCCCUUUUGGAACAGACUGCAAUCUGACUGUCACUAGCAGAUUUGAGCAAGAAUACUUGAAUGAUAUGAUGAAAAAGUAUGAUAAAUCUCUAAGAAAAUACUUCUGGACUGGGCUGAGAGAUGUAGAUUCACGUGGAGAGUAUAGUUGGGCAACUGUUGGUGGAAUAAAGCAGGCUGUGACCUUUUCCAACUGGAAUUUUCUCGAGCCAGCUUCUCCAGGCGGGUGUGUGGCUAUGUCUACUGGAAAGUUUCUUGGAAAGUGGGAGGUGAAGGACUGCAGAAGCUUCAGAGCACUUUCAAUUUGCAAGAAAAUAAGUGGACCCCUUGAGCCUGAAGAAGCAGCCCCCAAGCCUGAUGGCCUCUGUCCUGCAGGCUGGCAUAGUUUCCCCUCAGGUCUUUCCUGUUAUAAGGUAUUCCAUGUAGAAAGAAUCGUGAGAAAGAGGAACUGGGAAGAAGCUGAAAGGUUCUGCCAAGCACUGGGAGCUCAUCUUCCUAGCUUCAGUCAUGCAGAUGAAAUAAAGGAAUUCAUCUACUUUUUAAUGGACCAGUUCAGUGACCAGCGUUGGCUGUGGAUAGGUUUGAAUAAAAGGAGCCCAGAUUUACAAGGAUCCUGGCAAUGGAGUGAUCGUACACCUGUGUCUACUAUUAUCAUGGAAAAUGAAUUUCAGCAGGAUUAUGACAUCAGAGAUUGUGCUGCUGUCAAGGUCAUUCAUAGGCCAUGGCGAAGAGGCUGGCAUUACCAUGAUGACAGAGAAUUUACUUAUAUGAGGCCUUUUGCUUGUGAUACAAAACUUGAAUGGGUAUGCCAGAUUCCAAAAGGCCACACUCCAGAGACACCAGACUGGUAUAAUCCAGAGCGUGCUGGAAUUCAUGGACCUCCGGUUGUAAUUGAAGGAAGUGAAUAUUGGUUUGUUGCUGAUCCUCACUUAAACUACGAAGAAGCCGUCCUGUACUGUGCUAGCAAUCACAGCUUUCUUGCUACUAUAACAUCUUACACAGGACUAAAAGCCAUCAAAAACAAAAUAGCAAAUAUAUCUGGUGAGGAACAGAAGUGGUGGGUGAGAACUAGUGAGCAGCCAAUAGAUCGUCAUUUUACAUUUUCACGACAUCCAUGGCGCCACUUUACUAUGACAUUUGGAGAGGAAUGCUCGUACAUGUCUGCCAAGACUUGGCUUAUGGACUUAAGCAAACCAGCAGACUGUAGUACCAAGUUGCCUUUCAUCUGUGAAAAAUAUAACGUAUCUCCGUUAGAGAAAUAUAGCCCAGAUUCUGCAGCUAAAGUACAAUGUUCUGGGUAUUGGAUUCCUUUUCAGAAUAAGUGUUUUCUAAAGAUCAAAUCCAGGUCUCUUCCAUUUUCUCAAGCAAGUGAUAUUUGUCACUCCUAUGGUGGCACCCUUCCUUCAGUGUUGAGCCAGAGUGAACAAGAUUUUAUCACAUCCUUGCUCCCGGAUAUGGAAGCUACUUUAUGGAUUGGUUUGCACUGGACUGCCUAUGGAAGGAUGAACAAAUGGACAGAUAACAGAGAGCUGGUAUACACCAACUUUCACCCAUUAUUGGUUGGCCGGAGGCUGAGAAUACCAGCAAAUCUUUUUGAGGAAGAGUCCCACUACCACUGUGCUCUAAUACUCAACCUCCGAAAUUCACCUUUUACCGGGACAUGGAAUUUUACUUCUUGCAGUGAAUACCACUACGUAUCUCUCUGUCAGAAAUAUUCAGAAAUUAAAGGCACACAGACCUUGCAGAAUACUUCAGAAACCAUAAAGUAUCUAAAUAACCUGUACAAAAUAAUCCCGAAGAAUCUGACUUGGCACGAAGCCCUAAGGGAGUGUCUGAAGGAUGACAUGCACCUGGUGAGCAUCACGGACCCUUACCAACAGGCAUUCCUCACCGUGCAGGCAGCCCUCUGGAACUCUCCUUUGUGGAUUGGACUCUCCAGUCAGGAUGAUGAACUCAACUUUGGUUGGUCAGAUGGGAAACGUCUUCAUUUUAGUCGCUGGGCUGAAAAUAACCAGCAACUUGAUGACUGUGUAGUAUUAGACACUGAUGGAUUCUGGAAAACAGCUGAUUGCAGUGAUAACCAACUGGGUGCUAUUUGCUACUAUCCAGGAAAUGAGACUGAAAAAGAGGUCAAACCAGUUGACAGUGUUAAAUGUCCAUCUCCUGUUCUAAAUACUCCAUGGAUACCAUUUCAGAACAGUUGUUACAAUUUUAUGAUAACAAAGAACAGACAUAUGGCAACAACACAGGAUGAAGUUCACUCUAAAUGCCAAAAACUGAAUCCAAACUCACAUAUUCUGAGUAUACGAAAUGAAAAGGAGAAUAACUUUGUUCUUGAGCAACUUCUAUAUUUCAAUUACAUGGCUUCAUGGGUCUUAUUAGGAAUAACUUAUGAAAAUGAUUCUCUCAUGUGGUUUGAUAAGACCAUGCUGGCAUAUACAAACUGGAGAACAGGAAGACCAACUAUAAAAAAUGACAAGUUUUGGGCUGGUUUGAGUACUGAUGGCUUCUGGGAUAUUCAAACCUUUAAUGUUAUUGAAGAAACGCUUUAUUUUCACCAGCACAGCAUUCUUGCUUGUAAAAUUGAAAUAGUUGACUACAAGGAAGAAUAUAAUACUACACUGCCACAGUUUAUUCCAUAUGAAGAUGGUAUUUAUAAUAUUAUUCAAAAAACCGUAACAUGGUAUGAAGCUUUAAACAUGUGUUCUCAAAGUGGAGGUCAUUUGGCAAGUGUUCAUGACCAAAAUGGCCAGCUCUUUCUGGAAGAUAUUGUAAAACGUGAUGGAUAUCCACUAUGGGUCGGGCUGUCAAGUCAUGAUGGAAGUGAAUCAAGUUUUGAAUGGUCUGAUGGCAGUGAAUUUGACUACAUACCUUGGAAAGGCCAAAAAUCUCCUGGAAAUUGUGUUGCAUUGUAUCCCAAAGGAAUUUGGAAACAUGAAAAAUGCAACUCUGUUAAAGAUGGUGCUAUUUGUUAUAAACCUACGAAAUUUAAAGAGCUGUCCCCUCAUACAUACUCAUCAAGAUGUCCAGUGGCAAAAGGGAACGGGUCACAGUGGAUCCAGUACAGGCAUCACUGUUAUAUGUCUGACCAUGCGUUGCACAGUUUCUCAGAGGCUGAACAAUUGUGUCCAAAACUUGAUCAUUCUGCAACUAUUGUUACCAUAGAAGAUGAAGAUGAGAAUAAAUUUGUGAGCAGACUGAUGAGAGAAAAUAAUAAUAUUACCAUGAGAGUUUGGCUUGGAUUAUCUCAACAUUCUGUUGAUCAGUCUUGGAGUUGGUUAGAUGGAUCAAAAGUGACAUUUGUCAAAUGGGAAAAUAAAAGUGAGAGUGAUGAUGGAAAAUGUAGCAUUUUGUUAGCUUCAAAUGAAACUUGGAAAAAAGUUGAAUGCUCACAUGGCUAUGGAAGAGUUGUCUGCAGAGUUCCUCUGGACUGUCCUUCAUCCACCUGGGUUCAGUUCCAAGACAGUUGUUACAUUUUUCUCCAAGAAGCCAUCAAAGUACAAAGCAUAGAAGAUGUCAGAAAUCAGUGUACCAACCAUGGAGCAGACAUGAUAAGCAUUCAUAAUGAAGAAGAAAAUGCUUUUAUACUGGAUACUUUGAAAAAGCAAUGGAAAGGCCCGGAUGAUAUCCUACUAGGCAUGUUUUAUGACACAGAUGAUGCGAGUUUCAAGUGGUUUGAUAAUUCAGAUAUGACAUUUGAUAAGUGGACAGACCAAGAAGAUGGUGAGGAUCUAGUUGACACUUGUGCUUUUCUGCACACCAAGACAGGUGAAUGGAAAAAAGGAAAUUGUGAAGUUUCUUCUGUGGAAGGAACACUUUGUAAAGCAGCUAUCCCAUAUAAAAAGAAAUAUUUAUCAGAUAAUCACAUUUUAAUAUCAGCUUUGGUGAUUGCUAGCACAGUAAUUUUGACAGUUUUGGGAGCAAUCAUUUGGUUCCUGUACAAAAGAAAUUCUGCUUCUGGCUUCACCACAGUUUUUUCAACUGCAUCCCAAUCACCUUAUGACGACGACUGUGUUUUGGUAGUUGAAGAAAAUGAAUAUGCUGUUCAAUUUGACUAGUUUUUGGUAAUCUCAGACUAGACAUUAAAUGCCUUGACAGCAAUUCCUGUGCAAGACUUUAAUAUAAAACUUGAUAUUGAAAAUUAUAGCUUUUAUGGUAUUCCUUAUUCCAGUAACAUUUUCAUGUAUUCAUCAAUUGUGACAAAAAUUAACCUUUGUUUGUUAUAAAAACAGUUUUAAAAGAAGGAAUGCUCUUAGAUUUAAUUUGGUAGUUUUAAUCACCUGUUCAAAUGCAGAACCUUUCAGAUGAAGGGGAGCUUGAAGCCCAAGUAGUAAACCAGAUAAAAUAAAAACUCAGCCUACUUGUCUUACCUCCUCUAUCUUUCCUUCCAUUUAGUUGAACCAGUUUACUUUACGGUUUAACUGCCUUGUUCCUUUAUUAAUAAAUAGUAAAUAUGAUGAAUUAAAUCUAAUUUUAAAAUAGAUUCUAUACAUUUAAAUAAUCUUGAUACUUGUUAUUCUGGCAGAUAAUUCCUUUAGUAUUUUUAUCUUCAUGAUUUAGAUGAAAAAAACUACAGAUUUUUACAUCCCAUACUCCACAUAAUUAUGCAGUUUUUUUUAGACAUUCCAUUUUGGACCACAAGCACUGAUCGCAAGUGAUUAAAAUUUUAUAAAUUUUUUGUAACAAAAAAUUAUAGCUGUGUCCAGGAAGGCGUGGAGAAGGCUGGUGAUGAGGUUAACACUUACAUCAUAGUGCCGCUUUAAGGAUUAUUCUCCUACCACCAUAACUUUUCCUAUACAAGGUAUCUCAUGCUCCCCAAGCAUUUAUAAAUUUUUUUCUUCAAUGCCAUGGGAACUGUAAGCAAAGACUGAAGAAAAACAUUAAGUACGUUAGUAGUGAUGCUGAUCAAAGUUUCCAGUACAUUUUAAGGGUGAAAAUAAUCAUUUUGGGAGUAAAAAAUGAAAAUGGAGGAAAGCAGAAAUGAGUGAUUUUCUUUACCAUCUUUUAUAGCUCAAAAAGAGUAUUAGAAAAGAUAAGGAAUGGCUAGGCUUCACACAAAAUUAUACUUACUAUUCUUAGAAGCUUUACAGCUCAAGGAAAGUAAUCUCUCUCCUGAACCCAUGCUCCAUCAAUUCUUAUUAGGAAUAAUUUUCUUAUGGGGAGAAAUUCUCUCUCUAGCGUGGCUAAUGGCAGCAAAGUCGCAGAUCGUGUCACCUGUUUUCAGUGACCACUAUACUAUGAAUCAAAAACAUCCCUUAUUACAUUUAAUGGCACUACUGUUAAUGAGACACAGAUAACUACAAAGUAGUGAUAGACAACUAUAAACAGUGUGGCUAUGUGGUACUAAAAGAUCAAGUGUUAUACUAGCUGUAUUACAUGAACACAACUAUGCUAAGAGCUUUAAAUUUCUGCGAUUUUGUGUAGUGGCUGAGAUGUCUAUUUUAUUAUUGAUAGCCUGUUGAUAGUGCUAAUAGUGAACUUUGGCCUGGAAUUCCUUCCUUCUUUUUCUACCCAAAUUCUACCAUUCAUUUAAGAAUUAAGACCAAUCUUAUCACUUCCCUAAAACAGGCAUGUGGCUAUUUAAAUAACUUAAAAUGAAAUACAGUUUAAAAUUCAGUUCCUCAAUUACAUCAGCCACAUUUCAAGUGCUCAGAUCACAUGUGGUUAGUGGCUACCAUAUUGGACAGCAUACAUUACAGAAAAUUUCCAUUAUUACAGAAAGUUUUUCUGGAUGACGCUGCUCUAGAAUAUUCCCUUCAACUCCCACACAACUAAUUUUCUUCUGUAUGUUUUAACAAUUUCUACCUAAUGGCAGCUCUUCCAACAUGGCUGUUUUAAACUGUGAUGUAAUUUUCAAUCUUUGAUUUCACUUUUCAACAGGUCUAGAAGUCCCUGGUAAUACAAGUGCUAAAUCUUAACUUUCUUUAUAUAUUACAACUUCUUUAACAGGCCCUUAUAUCUAUUCAUUUUGUCAACAGAUGCAGUUCAAGUGCCGCAUAUCGAUAUUUUGGUCAAUGAUGAACCACAUAUAUGAUGGUGGCCAAUAAUACUAUAACGGAGCUGAAAAGUUUGCUUUCUAUGUUUAGAUACAUAAAUGUUUACCACUGUUACAACUGCCUACAGUAUUAGUACAAUAACAUGCUAUACAGGUUUGUAGCCUAGCAGAAAUAGGCUAUAACUUCUAGGUACCUGGAAGUACACUCUGUGAUGUUUGCACAAUGAUGAAAAUUCCUAAAAAUGCCAUUUCUCAGAAUGUAUUCCUGUUGCUAAGCAAUGCAUGACUAUACUUGGAUCAUUUAAGCCUGUAUUUCUAAUAUUAAGGAUAAUAUAGGCAAGACUGUUUACUACAUUCAGAAUGUAGAAAUUGCUUUCUUCAACAUCUUAGUUCUAGCUAAUAAUGAGAAUAUAAUUCUUAUGCGAGGCAGAUAUUUACACAGAAUAACACUUUUACCUACGUUUUCUGAGGAUUUGCAUUCUUUGUAGAGAGCAGUGUAUGGUUUCUUUAUUAUUGUUCAGAGUUUAAAACUGAAAACCAAUAGACUUCUCUCUUAGACCUUCUUAUUCCAGUAGUAUCACACUUACAUGAUAUCAGAAACUAAUAUGACAAUAUUUAAAUACUAAGUGGUACUAAAGAACUAUAAGAAUACAUAAGGCUCAGGCCACUGUCUGUUAUCACUGUCACUUAGUAUUUAAUGACAAAACUAUAUAUGAAUAAAUUAUAUCACAACAAUGGAAUGCUUUCUACCAUUUAAAUUUAUAAAUAAAAAAAUUUGUGGGUUAAGCAGACACUUUUCAUACUGAAUUCUACAAAAAAUAUAAAUAUUUCAAAUUCAAAACAUCCCUAAGGACCUACAGAAUAUAUUAAAACUGGCAUCCUCAGAUUCUGUAUUUUUGCUUCAGGUAAGACAAUGCAAAGAUAACAAGCAAGAAUUGAACAAAUGUUUUAGAAAUAUUUGUAUUAUUGUAUGAAAUGGGAUUUCAUUUGAAAUUUUAAUAAAAUUCUUAGUUACAGGGUUUGAAGUCUUCUUUGAGGACCAGUUUAAAAGGAAACAUUCAAACUGUAAAAUAAAUCAAUCAGUAUGCACUUUAUUUAAAGCCAAGGUUUUACAUAAGACCAACAAACUGACUUAAGUGUGGGCAAAUUGUUCAUUCACGUUUGAGAAAUUACACGGUUUCUAUAUAGGUUCUGAUAAAGUAGCUUGUUGCCAUACUAUCAGAAUUUAACCUGAAACCACCUGAAGGUGUUUUUAAGUGUAUCCUAAU